AUGAAAGGCUACACCCCCCACCGCGUACGCCAUGUCUCCGAAUGUGAUCCUCCACGCUCGCCCUCUCAUCGGGAACCAUUGUACCCACCCUCGGCCAGCUCCACGCUCUCACGCCAAUCUUACCUGCUACCCACAUCUAGCAUGGAUCACUAUGGAGGGUUGGACCCCCAUCACUUCUCUUCUUCACCCAGCCCUGGUGGCCUUCCCCCAGAUUGCCUGAUGCCCCUUAAUAACCAGCUGUCCUCCAGCAGCACCUUCCCUCGCAUCCACUACAACUCCCACUAUGAUCAGGGUGACUACUCGCCCCCGGGUAGAGACGGCAUCGGGGGCAUAAGCACAGGCACGCUGGACACCUCCAUGUCCAUGGGCAUGGGGAUGAACAUGGGCCUAGGAGUAGGACGCACCACUAUGAUUACCAGUGGAUCUGCAACGAUAUCAGGUGCAGGGAAGAUGAACCGUGUGCCGUCCAACCUCCUUGACCAGUUUGAUAAGCCGUUGCCAGCACAGCGGGAUGGAUUCAGCACGUUACAGUUCCAUCGUAGCACCACCGUGGAGGCGACGAAACAACAGCAGCAACAGCGCACAGAUAGCCCCGGGAAAAUCCGCUACUUGGUCCACUCUGUCCAAAAACUGUUUGCCAAGUCACAGUCAUUAGAAAGCUCGGCUAUAAAAGGGAACAUGAACGGGCGCUCAGGCAGCAGCAGUGAGGACAAACAUCACCGCCGCAGCAAAAGCAAAGACCGCGCCAAGAGCGGGGGCCAAGCAAAAAGGCGCCCACGCUCUAACAUGUCAGGCUACUGGAGCUCAGACGAUCUGGACAGUGACAUCAGUAACUACAGGAACCCCGUGUCCAUGAUGACUCUUGGCCGACAGAGCUCGGCCUCAGGGUCGGCGCUGGAGAGUCAAGCAUCUUCCAAGUACCUAAUGCACGGCUACAACACCAUCAGCGAGCACAAACUGAAAACCUCAAAGAGCAGCAACGACCUAAAGCACCAGGGGAUCCUGGCACUCCCAGGCCCUGGGGGAGGUAAAGGAGGGGGAGGAAGAACGAUGGUGGUGGAGGGGAGUUAUGGGAAGAGUAGCCCCUGGUCCACGCUUACGCUGGCUCAGAGUAAGCAGUUGUGCCAGAAGGGCUCAGCCACAAUGGAUCGUUCUCUGCUCAAGUCUAAGUCAUGCCAGCAGGAACUGGCCUGCCAGUAUCUACAGGUGCAAGGCAGAAUGCCCUCUACAGAAGAUUGGAGUGGGACUUUAAGUCGAGGUGAAAUCCCAUGCAGGAGGAUGCGCAGCGGCAGCUACGUGAAGGCAAUGGCGGACCUGGAGGACAGCGACGACUCGGACGUCAGCCUGAAACCCUCACCAAAAACUGCCUCUCGCAGACAGAGCUACCUACGAGCCACGCAGCAGUCCCUCACUGACCAGUUCCCUUCCAGAAACCGUCCGCUGGAUUACUCGAUGCUCCAGGGGGAUCUGGAGGCCCUGUGGUCUCCCCUCCACAGCAUCGCCACCCUGCAGCAGAUCGGGCGCUCCAUAAGCUGUCUUCCGUCUCUACGAGAGUUUUCUGCAAAUCGCAGUGUGGAUAACCUGGACUGUAUUGGCGGUUCAGUGAACUCAUCGUUCCCUCGGUGGGAUGAUGAUGACUUCAGUCAAGGCUGCAGCACACUCGGACGCAACAGUUGCAUCAGUCAGGUGCGGGAUUCAGACCUGAACCAACACUAUGGAGACGACUCCUGUUCAGACUCAGUGUUCGGAAAUACGCUCUCUUACUCCAGGGCCGAGGAGACUCCAGAUUUACCCACGUGCUUCCGCUCCCGUAGCCAUAGCUACCUCCGUGCCAUCCAAGCCGGCUGUUCCCAAGAUGACGAUACGGCAUCGCUGGAUUCAGAUUCACCACCACCUACUGCAACUACAGUACGGACCUACAGCACCAGCACUGUCUCAACGUGUAUAACCACGUGUAAGAAGGUAGCCCCGCCCCCUGUCCCGCCCCGCACCGCCACCUCCAAGCCCUUCAUCUCGGUGACCGUACAGAGCAGCACCGAGUCGGCACAGGACGGAUACCUAGACGGCCACGAGCGCAAGAACCAUAACGACAGCAACUCUUCAGACAGCAGCCUGACCAAAGGGUCACGACCCCACACCUCUGCGCUCACUUCUCGUGACACGCAGGUUCCAGCAGCUGUGGUGCUUUCACCUGACUCCUCUCGGGAGCUGCAGAAUGAGCCGCUAAAAACAGGAAACACUUUGGCAGCGGACGAGCCCAGGACGGAGCCCGUACCUCGCCGCAAGCUCUCCUCUAUCGGAAUACAGGUGGACUGCAUCCAGGAAAUUCAGAAUAGAGUUGAGACACCGCCAUUGUCCAAAUUCCAGUCUAUUGGAGUGCAAGUGGAGGACGGCUGGACACUCAGCCGCUCCAGUAGUAUGGCAUCAAAGCAAGAAACGGACUCAGACACACAAGAUCUCUCUCUCAACUCCGUCACGACCGUCACCUCCAGCAACUCUUCCAGACCCAUCGAGAAAAAAGUCAUGGUCAACAGCUCAAGCCAAUCGGUUGAUUUCGCCGCCCAAAGCUCCCUCGAUAACGGUAGCCACGACGAUGAAGUUGUGACGACCAGCGGGCCCUCCCGCCAGCUCCUCACCAAUCGCUCGACAACACGGAGCAGCUCUUCAUCCUUUUCAGAGAGUUUAGACCCCGCCCUGGAUCCCUCCUCCCUGCCUCCACCUGACCCGUGGCUGGAAAGCGGCAACGGGACGGGGAACGGAGGCGGCACGCACGUGUCGACGGGUGGCGUGCCGGCCUGCCGACGGGAUGGCCAUUGGUUCCUAAAGCUCUUGCAGGCGGAAACGGCACGGAUGGAGGGCUGGUGCAAACAGAUGGAGGAUGAGACCAAAGAGCGCCAGCUUUCAGAAGAGGUUCUGGGUAAAGUGCGCAGUGCCGUGGGUAGCGCUCAGCUCCUCAUGUCUCAGAAGUUUCAGCAGUUUCGAGGGCUCUGUGAACAAAAUGUGAAUGUGAACACUAACCCCAGACCUACAGCUCAGGAUUUGGCAGGAUUCUGGGACCUCCUGCAGCUCUCGAUAGAAGACAUCAGUCUCAAGUUUGAUGAACUCUACCAACUUAAAGCUAACGAGUGGAAAGCAGACAGAGAAUUACCAGACAAACAGGAGACCAAGAAGCAGACGCCUCCUGUGUCAAAGAAACCUGGAAAGAGCAUGGCAGCACCGAGCCGGGAGAAAGGCAGCGAGGCAGCAGAUAAGCAGAGACAAGAAGCACGCAAGAGGCUGAUGGCAGCCAAGAGAGCCCAGUCGGUUAAACAGAACUCGGCCACAGAGAGCGCAGACAGCAUCGAGAUCUACGUCCCUGAGGCUCAGACCCGCCUCUGAAAGGCAAACAACUGAAGGAAACAGAUGAAUGAGGGAGCAUUCAGGCACUACACUCAUUCGCUCCAGAAUAAAAUGCAAAAUGCUUCAUUCUUCUGACUACCUAGAAUCAGAAGUAAAAUUCUAGAUUAUGGACAAGACACACAAAGAACUUCUCUGUUUUCAGAGACUGCCAAGGAAAUCCUCACAAAGACUCGAUUAGAAGUAUGUUAUUCCUAAUAAUUAUUAUUAUUGGUAUAAUGAUGCAAUUGUUAUUGAUAACGAUCACCUAAAUUCUUUUUUAGACUGUUUUAAAUGUUCUAAUAUCUUGGAUAAGAGGUCUAAAGUUAAUAAUGUAGCUUGGUUUAUCUCCCCACCACGCCCCAUUUCCCAUGUGAUUAUACAACACCUCCACACGGCCCAACAUUCAGAGGAUUUCGUCCUGUGUGCCGCCUCUGAAACUUUUGUCUUCCUAUUUAUUUGGUCAUUUAAUUUCAGCAUAUUUCACCUUCUUUACCAUGAUUGAAAGAAAGAAGUCUUUUGUUUCUCUUUUUUAUUUGUUGAUUGUCCUCAGACGCCUGUUAAAACAUGAAACAAACACACAGUUUUUACUUCUUUCCACUGUUAAAAAUCAACAAUUAAUAAUAAAUCAUUCCAUCCUCAUUACAAAGAAAUGCGAAGUGACUUACGAUGUGACUGAAUACAAUGCAAGCAUUUGAAGGUGAAGGGCCUUGCUCAGGGACCCAAUAGUGGCAACUUGGCAGUAGCUUGAACCAAGGACCUUCCGAUUACUCAUCAAUUAACCUUAACCAAUGAGCUGUCACUGCCUAAUUAUUGGUAGACGUGAUCAGUGUUCCAGGGUGGGGUUAGAAAAAUUGUGGACGUCAGACUCACUUGAGCUUAACUAUUGAAUGACAUUCCAGUUUAGUUUAAGACUAGGCUUAAUCCACACCCUGGGAAUUUUGGAACAAUGCUUGUCUGCAGUUUUGGUCCUGUUGUUGACAAGUCGGGUACUAAUAUAGAUCCAGGUUCAAGUUAAAGAUAAAGUACAAUUUAUAUUCCUAGUUUUUAGCUCAUGUUUGGUUUAUGUAGCUUUCCAGUCAGACAGAUGCAGCUUUGAAAUGUUCAGAUCAGAGCUUUGAGAUUCUGUAGCGUAGCUUCUCACACGAUGCAUUUUAGAUCGCCUUUAACUACAUUUUCCCAGAGCGUUUGUUUCUUAAAUUCUCUCCCGCUUGCACAUCCCAUUGCUGUAUGAGGUGGGCUGCAUUCGAGCAUCCAGUCUUGGCUCGUCAAGUCCCCGGCAUCUGCACCGGCCAUCUGUGGGGAAAAAACUGUAUUGUUUCCAGAGGGUCCUGUGUGUUUCUCCACUAUUCCUGCCAGUGUCACAACCACACAGCAGGAGUUACAGUUGCAGCGGCAGUAAGAACAAACCCUGUUCAACCUUUCCCAGGCCAGCAGCACAGCUAAUAUUCAAACUCUCUGACUGCCCCUCCACCUGAGCACCUUGUAGCAGUUGUAUUGUUUUUUUGACUGAAUUAUUUUGUCUCUGAGCAGUUUUCGUAGGCAUGGCAGAGCAGAAUCAGUACACGUUACAUCAGUUUUGGCAUAUCAGCACAAUAUAGCAGUUUCUAGUGAAGUCAGUGUUUAGAAGUUGUUUUUCAAGUAUCACAGAAAUAACUGUGCCAGCUUCAUCUCUCUCGACAUGCUCCAGCAUUACAUUUGAACAUGGAACAAAUCAAUGUGGUCCGUCAUUUACAUUUACAUUUUCAGCAUUUAACAGACGCUUUUAUCCAAAAAUGACUUACGGUAUACAGUUUAAGCAACUGAGGGUUAAGGACCUGCUCAAGGACCUGCUCAAGGGCCCAACAGUGGCAACCUGGGGUUUGAACCAGCAAAUCUCUGCUUACUAGUCCAGUACCUUAACCACUAGGCUACAACUGCUUUGGUCUUGGUCAUUUAAAGGUCAUUUAAAAUCACCUCAUGUUUACUACCCCAAACACAGAUGCAAAGAAGCUCCUUCUGUUCUGAUAAAGCCUAAAGUCACAGGCUUUGUUUUGUGGCUUUGUGGAGCACUUCUGUCCAAGCAUAAACCAUAAACCAGGCCUAUGCAACAGAUCCAUGCAUCUUUGUAAAUACGGCAUAGAAUUCUGAGCUGAGCCAGAAUCAGAACCGAUGUUAACGUAGCGGCAUGUAGAAGAAACACCAGUCUUAAUGCUGUCUGGAUGUUAAGAUUUGAUAGCAGAUGAUCAAAAAUGUUCAGGUCAGUUUGAAACGUUGACUGUUUAAGUUAUUGUUUUAUGUUUUGUUUAAUAGUAUUAAAGCAUUAGUGUCUAGUAAGGGGUGUUAGCGCCUGUCUAGGGAGAUUUGAACACUACAGUGAACCAUCAUUUUUUAUUUUCAAGCCAUGUCAUUCAUUCACUGAAACUGUCUAUUUAAAGAAACAUCAUUAAAUUCUGUUCCUUUAUACACAA
Messenger RNA from Trichomycterus rosablanca, 5825 nucleotides. RefSeq names its product discs, large (Drosophila) homolog-associated protein 4b (gene dlgap4b). Gene Ontology annotation, cellular component: postsynaptic specialization; glutamatergic synapse. Gene Ontology annotation, biological process: signaling. Bases 1 to 3378 code for a protein of 1125 amino acids. The record is from RefSeq and is a predicted model, not a curated record. Gene Ontology annotation, molecular function: molecular adaptor activity. NCBI's taxonomy places the organism in Eukaryota, Metazoa, Chordata, Actinopteri, Siluriformes, Trichomycteridae. The transcript is spliced from 12 exons.